Messenger RNA from Monoraphidium neglectum, 351 nucleotides. Its product is annotated as myeloid/lymphoid or mixed-lineageleukemia protein 1/4. Gene Ontology annotation, molecular function: histone H3K4 methyltransferase activity; protein binding. The record is from RefSeq and is a predicted model, not a curated record. Bases 1 to 351 code for a protein of 116 amino acids. NCBI's taxonomy places the organism in Eukaryota, Viridiplantae, Chlorophyta, Chlorophyceae, Sphaeropleales, Selenastraceae. The transcript is spliced from 4 exons. Gene Ontology annotation, cellular component: Set1C/COMPASS complex.
AUGGUGUGUGAGUUCAGGGGGCAGCGCAUCGCGCCGUCGCUGGCUGAUUUUCGGGAGCAUCGGUACCGCAAAGAGGGCCGCGACUGCUACAUGUUCUUCCUGUCGGAGGAGUGCGUCAUCGACAACACCGCCAUGGGCUCACCCGCGCGCUUCACCAACCACAGCUGCGCACCCUGCCUCUACUCCAAGGUGCUGGAGCUUGACGGGAAGCUGCACCUCUGCUUCUUUGCGCGCACCGACAUCAAGGCCGGCCAGGAGCUCACGUACGACUACCGCUUCAAGGAGGAGGACACAGAUCAGAAGGUCGUCUGCCAGUGCGGCGCACCCACCUGCAAGGGCACGCUCAACUGA